Molecule: messenger RNA, 2385 nt
Organism: Malania oleifera
Lineage: Eukaryota; Viridiplantae; Streptophyta; Magnoliopsida; Santalales; Ximeniaceae
Product: vacuolar protein 8
Exons: 1
Coding region: 208-1974 (588 amino acids)
Biological process (GO): proton transmembrane transport
Cellular component (GO): vacuolar proton-transporting V-type ATPase, V1 domain
Molecular function (GO): proton-transporting ATPase activity, rotational mechanism; protein binding
Source: RefSeq, a predicted model, not a curated record
CUUACUUGGUGACAAACGCCCGUACCAUCCUUUAGCAAUCAGCCGUGGAUAAGUAUAUACAGAGAGGCACACCAUACCUCUCUGAUCCACCUGCAUCUCACCCCAUUUCCCCGAUUGAUCGCCGGGAUUCGAUACCAUUUUGCCGGAAUUAUUACUCAUUCUCCUUUUCAGAAAAUGGGUCAGCUCCAAAACCCGUGAAGAAAAAACAUGGGUGUUGACGAGGGGUUUAGUAAAGGAAAACAGAGACAAAGCUCGCCGGGAUCUUCCGACGGGAAGUUCACCCUCCGGCGGACCAUUGAACUCAUAUAUUCUUUGAUCUCUUUUUCUCAUUCAAUCAAAGUUUUUUCAGGGAAAUGGCAAUUGAUUCGAAACAAGCUGGAGGAGCUCAACUCCGGCCUUGUCGCCGCCGAGAACUGCGAUUCCGGAGACAUCCCGCCAAUCUCCGACCUAAUUCCGGCAAUAAUGACGACGAUUGACGAUUGUCGCGAUCUCGCUCGGCGAUGCGUGGACUUGUCUUACAGUGGCAAGCUCCUCAUGCAGAGCGAUUUGGACGUUCUCUCCGCCAAAUUUGAUCAUCACAUAAAGAAGCUCUCUGGAAUCUACACGGCCGGGAUCCUCACUCAGUCGAGCGCCAUUGUUGUGUCGAGGCCCUGUUUCGGAGCCACUCGCGAAGACGUGAAAUUCUUCGUGAAGGAUUUGCUGACGAGAAUGAAGAUUGGGGAUUCCUAUAUGAAAAUGCAGGCUCUGGUUUCUCUGAACGAAGUGAUGGCGGAGGACGAGAAGUACACGAAGAUUCUGGUGGGGAUUGAGGAAAGCAUUAAUCUGUUGAUCAAUUAUCUCGAUUCGCCUGAAACAGAGAUACAAGAACAGGCGGUAAAAGCGCUUUCGGUGAUUGUUGGUUUCGAUUCGUGCAAAGGGGUUUUAAUCAGUUCCGGGAUUAUUGCACCGCUGGUUCGGAUUUUGGAAUCCGGAAGCCAAAUGGGUAAAGAAAGAGCCGCAAGGAUUCUGCAGAAAUUAACACAGAAUUCAGACAACUCUUGGUCUGUUUCGGCUCACGGCGGGGUCACAGCUCUUCUAAGAAUAUGCUCCAAUGGCGGUGCCGGAGGAGAUUUGAUGGGUUUAGCUUGUGAUGUUCUGAGAAAUCUCGCAGGUGUGGACGAGAUAAAGAAAUUCAUGGUUGAAGAAGGCUGUGUCUCGACGUUCAUCAAGCUUUCCCGCUCCAAAGAUGAAGCUCUGCAGAUAAACUCCAUAGACAUCCUUCAAGCUAUGGCUUCCGGCAACGAAUCCAUUCUGCAAUUGAUCAUUAAAGAAGGGGGAAUUCGUGCCCUGGUUAAGAUAUUGGAUCCCAAAUCAGAAUUUUCAUUUAAAACCAGAGAGACGGCAUUGAGGGCGAUCGAGAGCUUGUGCUUCCGCUCCACAGCCAACAUACACAUUCUGAUGGCUUAUGGGUUUCUGGAUCAUCUCCUUCUCCUUCUCCGGAAGGGGGAGAAUUCAAUUCAAGAACUGGCAUUGAAGGUUUCGGUUCGGUUGUGCAGUGUGUCGGAGGAGACCAAGAAAACAAUGGGCGACACCGGAUUCAUGCCGGAGAUAGUCAGAAUGCUCACCGCCAAGUCCUCUGAAGUUCAGGAAAUGGCGGCACAGGCCCUGUCUGGUAUGGUUUUGGUGUCGAAAAAUCGGAAAAAAUUUGUGCAGGAAGAUCGUAAUGUUGAGCUGCUUCUGCAACUGCUUCAGCCAGAGGAGAGGAAUUCAGGCAACACCAAGUUCCUGCUCUCUACGUUAUCGUCGCUGAGCAGCUCCAAUGGCGGAAGAAAGAAGAUUUUGAAUUCUAGGUAUUUAAAGAACCUGGAAAAACUUGCAGAGGCCGACGUUACAGAGGCAAAGAAAAUUGUGCGGAAGUUAUCAACAAACACAUUUCUCAGUAUAUUCAGUGGACUCUGGUACCCUUCAUCAAACUCUUUACUACUAUACAUGUAAGCAAGUUUUCAAACUUGUUUCUCGUCUAAAUCGUAAAAAUAUUUUCACUUCCUUAUUUGUUUUUAAAAAACUUUAGGAGAGGUUUUAUGCCUAAUUUGUAACAAGUGCUAAUGAUCUCUAAUGUUAUUGUCACUUGGUUUCUCUUAAAUUCUAUGUGGCAAAUAAAGAGAAGAGAUCCCUACGGCAAUUUUUUUAGGCAAAAUUUCUAUUAUUCUUUUACUUUUUUUUUGAUUGAUCAUUUAGAUACCUUCAUCAAUUGGAUCACCAAGCAUGUUAUGUGCUCAAUACCUCUUUAAUUAAGGGCUUAGAAGUUAAGGGUUUUGCCUCCCUCUUCCCCUUAUUUAUGUUUGUUACAUAUGAAAAGAAUGUAAUCAGGUAAAAUGAUAUUAAAUUUAUCAUCUGAUUUUGUCA